Molecule: messenger RNA, 3198 nt
Organism: Malassezia sympodialis ATCC 42132
Lineage: Eukaryota; Fungi; Basidiomycota; Malasseziomycetes; Malasseziales; Malasseziaceae
Molecular function (GO): ATP binding; ATP hydrolysis activity; translation elongation factor activity
Source: RefSeq, a predicted model, not a curated record
AUGCCGCCUAAGAGUGCUGAAGGUACGGCGCAUGUAGACGCCAAAGACUUUAAGAACUCGGCCGUUGCCGAGGCCGCCGCUGCCGGUCCUGAGCAGGAGGUGAAGGCCGCCCUGUUCGACGAGGCCCAGCUGCUCUCGACGGGUGACAAGAAGGCCGCCGUCGAGCUGACCAACCUGGUCAAGAUUGAGGGUCCCUUUGCUCUCCGCAACCUUGGUAUUGAGGACGUGAUCAAGAAGGGUCUUACGGACAAGAAGAACGCCGCGGGCCGUGAGGGUGCGGCGAUCCUUCUUACCACCCUGUUUGAGGAGGGUGUCGGCCACGAGGUUGAGCCCUUCCUGAUGAACGGCCUCUUUGAGACCCUCGUGGAGGCGAUGGGUGACAAGGAGAAGGUUGUCCGCCAGCGUGCUGAGGACGCUCUUCUGCUCGUUAUCCGCAACAUGGCCACCUGGGGUGUGCCGCAAGUGAUGAAGACCCUGCUUCACCAGAUGCGCACUGCCGGUAAGUGGCAGGUGAAGAUGGGCUGCAUCCGCCUUCUCGAGGAGCUCGUUCAGAUCUGCCCUGACCUGGUGGCCCGCAUGAUGACCGACAUCAUCCCUGUUAUGGCGGAAGUCAUCUGGGACACCAAGUCGGACGUCCAGAAGUCGUCGCGUGCCGCGCUCGAGAAGCUCUGUGCUCUGGUGUCGAACAAGGAUAUUGAGCGCUUCAUUCCUGCUCUGAUCCAGUCGCUCAUCCACCCCGUCGAGGAGGUGCCCAAGACCAUCCAGCUGCUUUCGGCCACCACCUUCGUGCAGGAGGUCGACUCGCCGACCCUGGCGCUGAUGACGCCCCUGCUGUCGCGUGGUCUGAGUGAGCGCCCGACUGCCACGAAGCGUAAGGUGGCCGUCAUUAUCGACAACAUGUCAAAGCUUGUCGACAACGAGCGCACUGUGCGCCCCUUCCUGCCCAAGCUGCUGCCUGGUCUGAUCAAGAUCGAGACCACCAUGUCGGACCCUGAGGCCCGCAGCGUUGUGCAGCGCGCUAUCAACACCCUGCGCCAGGUCGGUAAGGUUGAGGGUGAUGGCUCGAAUGUCAAGCCGCUCGAGGACGUGGACCUGGACAAGACCCUGGAGCUCGUUACCAAGCAGCUCCAGGAGAAGCAGCUUGACGGUCCCGAGUCCCUGGUGCACUACAUUGCCCAGAUCGUGACCAACAUGGCCAACUACCGCAUGUUCGAGACCGACGAGUGGCAGAACGCGCUCACCCGCUACCUGCGUCUCCUGCGUCCCUCGGACCAGCAGAAGUCGGAGGCCAUUGUCGGUGAGCUCCUCAAGGCGCUGGCCAAGAGCACCGGUGAGGAGGUGGAACAGUUCGACGACGAGGAGGAGGGCGAGGACCUGUGUAACUGUCAGUUCUCGCUGGCCUACGGUGCCAAGAUUCUGCUGAACACCGCCACCCUGCGCCUCAAGCGUGGCCACCGCUACGGUCUCUGUGGUCGUAACGGUUCCGGUAAGUCGACCCUGAUGCGCGCCAUCCAGAACGGCCAGGUCGAGGGCUUCCCGUCGCCUGAGGAGGUCCGCACCUGGUACGUCGAGCACGACCUCGACGGCUCGGAGGGUGACAUUUCGAUUCUGGAGUUCAUCCUGCAGGACAAGCGCCUGAACGUCGACCGCGAGUCGGCCGCCAAGACGCUGGCUGAGAUGGGCUUCGACGAGCAGCGUCAGGCCGGUCCUAUCACGGCCCUGUCGGGUGGUUGGAAGAUGAAGCUCGCCCUGGCCCGUGCCGUGCUGUUCAAGGCCGACAUUCUGCUGCUCGAUGAGCCGACCAACCACUUGGACGUGAUCAACGUGGCCUGGAUCACGAACUACCUGUGCACUACGAACGCCACCUCAAUCAUUGUGUCGCACGACUCCAAGUUCCUGAACGACGUGUGUACCGACAUUCUGCACCUGAACCGCUUCAAGAUCAAGCGUUACCCCGGCAACCUGGACGCCUUUGUGAAGCGUGUGCCGGAGGCUCGUGCCUAUGUCGAGCUGAACUCGGGCGAGGACUACUCGUUCAAGCUGCCCAACCCCCCGCUGCUGGACGGUGUCAAGACCAAGGAGAAGUCGCUCGUGAAGAUGCGUGACGUGGUCUUCCAGUACCCCGGCACGCCGGCGCCGCAAUUGCGUAGUAUCUCGAUGCAGCUGUCGCUGUCGUCGCGUGUGGCUGUGCUGGGUCCCAACGGUUCGGGUAAGUCGACGCUGGUGAAGCUGGUGGUCGGUGACACGGAGCCCAACUCGGGUGAGCUGUGGAAGCACCCUAACCUGGUCAUUGGUUACGUUGCCCAGCACGCGUUCCACCACAUUGACCAGCACCUGGACAAGACGCCGCUGGAGUACAUGCUCUGGCGUUACCAGACCGGUGAGGACCUGGAGGAGCACAUGAAGGCUACCCGCAAGCUCACCCCCGAGGAAGAGGAGGCGAUGAAGCACGGUGCUGUCUACGAGCACGAGGGUGUCAAGCGCAUCAUUGACGACAUUGUCGGCCGUAAGAAGCUGAAGAACUCGUUCCAGUACGAGGUGUCGUUCAAGAACAUGAGCUCGGCGGACAACCUCUGGCUCAGCCGUGACGAGCUGUUGCGCCGCGGCUUCGAGAAGAAGAUCAUGGCCGUCGACUCGCGUGAGGCGCAGAAGGCCGGUAUGCUUCGUCCUCUGGUCCGUCGCGAGAUCGAGAAGCACUUUGAGGACUUUGGUCUCGAGCGUGAGUUCACCUCGCACAACACGAUGCGUGGUCUUUCGGGUGGUCAGAAGGUCAAGGUCGUGCUCGGUGCUGCGACGUGGCGUAUGCCCCACAUCAUCGUGCUGGACGAGCCGACGAACUUCUUGGACCGUGAGUCGCUGGCUGCCCUGAUUGCUGCCAUCCAGAACUUCGAGGGUGGUGUGGCGAUCAUCACCCACUCGCAGGAGUUCUCGGAGGGCACUUGCAAGGAGAUCUGGCGUAUGCAGGACGGUACCCUGCACGCCUCGGGCCACAACUGGGUCGAGGGCCAGGGCUCGGGUGAGCGUAUCGACAAGAAGAAGAACGACGAGGAGGAGGUCAAGUUCGACGCUCUCGGCAACAAGAUUGUCGAGGAGAAGAAGAAGAAGAAGCUCACCUCGGCGGAGGCCCGUAAGGCCAAGAAGGAGCGCAUGGCCCGCCGCAAGCGCGGUGAGGAGGUAUUCUCGGACGAGGAGCUGUAA